Molecule: messenger RNA, 2503 nt
Organism: Solanum lycopersicum (tomato)
Lineage: Eukaryota; Viridiplantae; Streptophyta; Magnoliopsida; Solanales; Solanaceae
Biological process (GO): microtubule-based process
Cellular component (GO): cytoplasm; nucleus
Molecular function (GO): nucleic acid binding; RNA-DNA hybrid ribonuclease activity
Source: RefSeq, a predicted model, not a curated record
GAAGAAAUCAGAGAGAAAAUACUAAAGUCCUAUAUAAUAAUGUACUAGUGUUGAUAUCAGAUAUUUUUUGCUAUUUGAUUCUUCUAGAGUAGAAAGCUUUCUCGGCACAAUUUCAACAAUACUAUUUUCAAGCUUUUCUCCAUCGAUAUUGUUGCGAUUAGAGUGUUCUAGAAGCCAACAUUGUUGAUCAACAUGAUAUUUGGUGAGACUUUGGAGAAUGGAGUUAAAGAUGAGUCUCAAAAAAAUUUUGACGAGAUUACCUCGACAAUGAAUAAUGUUGAGAGUUCUAAUUUCUACCACGUAAUGAAAAACAGCUUCCAAACGGAGAAGUAUGUUAAUCGCUUUUCACAUUCUCCUUUAAAGUUUCAGGUGGACAUAUAUGGUUUGGACAGUACAGAAUACAAUUUUGAUUCACAAUUUUAUCUAGCUGUAGUUCUCCAACUAAGACAGGAUUUUCCCCAAUUAAUUGGUGACAUUGAAAUAUGCAACAGUCUCAUUUCUUCAGCUGACAUUGCAGCUUUUGAGAAGCUAAAUCUCAAGGUUUUUAGCAUGAAUGACCAUAGUAGGAUGAAAGCCCAAAGACCAACGAUAUUCUACAUAACUGAUCUUGAUUAUGAUUUUAUUGGCAAUCUUUUGAGAGCAAACUGGUCCCCUGCUUGUCUAAAUGAAAGUAUUUGGAUGGCAUACUCAUUAGAAAAAACAUUCAAUUAUAUGAAACUUACAAAUCGGAAUAACCUUGAAACAAAGAUACGGUUAGAGAGAAUUCUUAAAUUCACAACAGAGGUUAGAAUAAAAACUUGGUCUGAGCAGACUAGUGAUUCGUUUAAAGGAUAUUCCUGGCAUUUCUUUGAGGUGGAUACCAUCACUGACAUCGACGUUGAGAAGCUGGAACAUUGUAGUGAUCUUAGGAAAAGGUAUGAGCUUGAUACUCCAACCGAUGAGAUUAAUGAGUCAGCAAAUGGAAAUGUAGGAGCACUGGUUGACAGGAUCAAAGAGCUGAAGCGGUAUGUCAAGAUGUCUCAGUUUUACAUUAGAAUGCUAUAUGAUCUCAAUGAGAAUAAGAUCAUGAAGGAACGAUUCGAAAAAGUUUUAGGCUCAGAUACGCAAGUUCCAGUGGUAAUAUACUGCCUGGGAAGUGUUGAAUAUGAUUUGAGUCCAAAGAUUCAACUGGCUCUAAUUCUGCAUCUGAAAGAAAACGUUGAGUGGAUUGGCAAUCUGGAAAUAUAUGAUCCAGUCAUGUCUGAGCUUGAUAAAUCGGCUUGCUAUGAACUAGGUCUUACGGUUCUAGAGUAUAACGAAGAUUGUAAGAGGAAAGCUCAGAGACCAACUAUGUUCUACAUGCCGUAUCCGUCCCAUUUUCUUAUUGGAAAUUUAUUGGGAGCAAACUGGUCUUCGCUUUGUCUUAGCCAUAUCAUACUGUUGACAUGCUCACUUCACGAAGAAUUCAAACAAGUGUCCCACGAUCUGUUGAAUAAUCAUGAAGCAAUGAUCCGAUUACAGAAGAUUUUAAGUUUCACAACAGAAUUCGACAUAAAAAUUACUCAAGAGGAAAUAGAUGAGCAAUUUCCACAAGUUGCGUGGCAUUUCUUUGGCGUGGAUGCAAACUUUGAUACAGAAAUUGGCCAGCCGGGGUAUUAUUCCUUCGAUAUGCAAAGGUAUGUUGAAACGAGAUUGUUGAGCUGCGGUAUGGAGAAUGAUAAGAUCAGUGAUUGGGUUAAAGAAGUUGUGGGUCAUUACCGCAUGCCCCAUCACGUUAGGUGUCAUUCUGUCGCUCUAUCUUCUGGUUGGAUUAAACUUAACAUACACGGCACUAGCAGAAAGGAGAAGCAGCCAGGUAAGUUUAGCGGUGUCUUCCGAGAUGCAGAAGGUCUUUGUUUAGGCAGUUACUCAGGUGUUUCUGAUGUCCAAGAAGAUGACGUGCUUGUUGAACUUGAGGCGUUGUUACGUGGGCUGGGAAAAUGCAUAGAAGGAGAGCCGAAAGCAAAAAGAUUGAUUGUGGAGUCGGACAAAACCAUGCUUGUCCUAUGUGUCAAUGGUCGCCUUGAGCCAAAUAGUUCAGAUAUGGAGCACAUGUUGGACGAAAUUUUGGAGUUGCAGAAAGUGAUCACAUGCGUACUCUACCAUGUCUCCGAAGAAGUCAGUGAAGCUGCUGGAGUGUGUUGAAAAGUAACCAACUUUGUGGCUUCUGCAAAGCUUGUCCUAUUCUUUGGAUUCGAAGGUUUUAUUUUUUUGACCAAGGUUUUAUAAAUACUUGUAUUUGAACAAACUUUUGUUCUUCAUCUUGUAGCUGUGAAUUGUGAUCUUUGGAUUUGAACCUACUUAAUCUUGUAUUCAUGUUCGAGCAUAGAUGUGAUAUUUGCAUCCUUUUCUCUCUUGUUUUAUUUGAGCAAGUUAUGUAUCACGAAUAAGUGCAUUGAAAUUGAAAUAGAGACUACUUAAUUGCACCAAUCUAGUAUAAAAUAAGCUCUCUAAUUUGCUGAUCAAAUGACACCAAAUUUGGAGU